This is a messenger RNA of Anopheles maculipalpis, 6388 nucleotides long. RefSeq lists its product as uncharacterized. Bases 8 to 6388 code for a protein of 2126 amino acids. Gene Ontology annotation, cellular component: centriole; ciliary basal body; centrosome. Gene Ontology annotation, biological process: centriole replication; ciliary basal body organization; centriole-centriole cohesion. Lineage: Eukaryota; Metazoa; Arthropoda; Insecta; Diptera; Culicidae. The transcript is spliced from 9 exons. The record is from RefSeq and is a predicted model, not a curated record.
CGCCACAAUGGCAAGCACGCUUAAUCCGGCCACGCUGGAAAAAUUGCUACAUCCGAUACAGGAAAUACGCGUCCGUUCGCUGCAGGAUAUCGAAAGCACGCUGAGACGUGCAUUGUGGGAGAAUGUGGACAUUGGCGUUAAUGCAUCCGCCCUGUUCAAGAACUUGAUACGCUGGUUCUGGCAUGUUCCGUUGGUGAUGGAGUUGACCGUGCUGGAGACAAUGUCGCUUUUGCUCGAGAGCAAAUACGGACAUGAAAUAGUAAGCUUCUUUACCCCGACGCGAGUAAUAAAGGAGCUGCUAAAAAUUCGUUACCUCAUCGGGGCGAAUGCAAAGUGCGACGAACUGGUAGAAAGCAUCAUAAACCAGGUGGAACGUAUGAAAUCCGGUUCCAGCACUACCACAUCCAGCAUGAGCAGCAUCGAUCUGGACAGUGUGGCGAAUAGUGUGGGUAGCCUAAAGCUGGACGGGACCGAUCUCACGAACGAUGAACCGGCAGUGAGUGGGAAAAGUAGAACGACCGUCAUAAACUCGUUUGCAUCACGGUGGAAAGGGGACGACACGUUCUACACCGAAUGCUGGGAUGUGCAAGACUCGAAUGUGAGCGGCGUACUGGAGCGGCUGAACGAAUCACUGUUCGAUGAGACGAAUGAGGAAAACUAUCAACGUGCCCUAAACUACAUCGUGUCGUACACUAAAAACUAUCCGCCGGAAUUCUUUCUCCAACCACCGUACGUUGCACUGUCCCUGUUGCAUCUGAUACAGACCGGACGGGUCGGCAUACGGAAAGGGUACGGAAUGUUGCUGUAUUUGAUAGAAUCAUUCCGCAAGCGGAUACGCCAGCGUAUGCUUACCGUUACAUACAUUCAGGCGCCGAAGAAGCGUGAUCGGACACAAAUAUCGCUCGGCGCGUUUGUGUACGAAAUGUUUAAACUUUGCAUUGAUCAGCUGAAGGAACUAACAGAUGAUGUAGAUAAGCUAGCGUCCAACAUGAUUCUGAUCGUGCUAAGCCAAACUACCACAUUCCUUAUGACGGAACAUUUUUCCGAUCAGCAAAAAAUUCCAGCCCACCGAUUCGGCGAACUGUGUGGCGAUUUUGGCUACCUGGCCAAACACUACCGGCAAGAGUGGGAGCUCGACUCGAAGAAAACAUUUACUCGCACACGCUACCGGAUUACGAUGCAAAUUUUACUCGACUUUGUACGACUGUGGCAAAAGGAUCUGGAAGCGGAGGAUGAGAUGGAUGAAACGGCCGCUACCCGGUACGGAGGCAGAUCGGGCACAUUACAGUACAAGUUUGUCGACAUGAAGCUAGGCUCGUCGGCACACCGGAAAGCGUUAGCCGAAUCGGACCGUGUCUGGCGUGACGAAUGUCUGAUAGCGUUGUACGAUUAUGCGCUGCGAUACUCCUGUCCGGAGAUGUACGAACAGUUGGGUACAUUGGUCGAUAAGACCGAUGCACCACUGUUGGACAUGCUGUCGAGCUUAAAGGAGAAGUUUAUCCCGGCGGUACAGCUGAUUCGCGACACGAGCGUAAAUGCGAAGCUUAGCGACGAACAUCUGCUGCUAAUCGGAUCAGAAGCGAUAAAAACGCUGUGUCUGCAUCGGUCGAUCGAUUUGGUGCGGAGCGUUUUGAAAGCGGUUGGCAACUGUUCCAGCUCCGUAGCGGAAGAUGAACCGCUGUGGGACGUUAUUGAAUCGAUUACGGUGCGUCUGUUGGCGAACGAGGAUGAAGAAAUCAGGAGUGAGGUUUACGAGAUCUGUGCGAACAUGAUGAAGGAAUUUAUUGGCCAGUUGGAUGAUGGAGCUAUUCUCACGCGUCGCGGUCUGCUCUCCAGCUCGGCACCGAAAUUGCGUGCCAUGGGUAUUCCCCUUUCGCUGCAGAUUCUUACCGAAAUUACGUGCUUUGGUUACAAAAGUCGAAACAGCAAGAUUCGCCAGUGCGCUGAAACCAUGCUACUGUUUCUGUGCAAUUCGAAAGCAUACCUGCGCGACAAAUGGGUGGACGUGCAGGAGCUACUCCUACCGAUUGCACCACUUCUGCAGGUGGCUGCCAUCGAACGGAACGAAACAAAGCUUGCCCGUGUCAUUAUCGCUAUGUUCCAUCCAGAUUUCGGUCUUCCGUGGCUCGAUGUACUACAAGGCAAUCUUCGCUUGCUGUUUCACAGUGAGAGCACUGUCCGCGAGGAAGCCCUCACGCGGGUACUAUUUCUGAUCAGCUCGGUCGAGCGAAGUGAAGAGUUUGCGCCUCGCAUUGAACACAUCAGCGAUACCAUCCCGAACACGAUCUGUAUGGUGCCGGUGCCGUACGGGUUACCGCGUGUGAAGAUUACCAAUGUGUACGAUGCGAGUGCGGUAAAGCCACUGCUGGAUGCACUGGAACAGGAAAAUGGUGAUCCGGCAUUACGGCGCAGCGCACUAACGCAGCUCAAUGUGAUGGCGGACGAUCCGGUACUGUGCGAGCUGAUACACAACACAUCCGGCUGGGUGUUGGUAAUGCAGGCGCUUAGUCGAUCGUUGCUCGUGGAACCGCAGCUAGAUUAUCCGGAUGCGGCCAUCCCGGCAGUGGGCAUACUGACGAAGCUGUGCUUCGGCAUCAAAACGUUCCGCCGAUAUCUCGGAUCAAACACAACGGCUUGUCAGCUGAUCGUACGCGCACUGCUUGCCCAUCAUCACAUACCCGUGUUCCGGAUGGAGUGUUGCGCUUUGCUGUUUUUGCUACUGUUUGCCGACUGCUCAACAGGAGCAUUGCCCCUGGUGACGCUGCCUUACGUUUGUGCAAUUUCCGCCUUUUCAACCCCAUUCAUAUCGACGUUCCACUGGCGCGAAAGCCCAUUCCGCGAAAGUUUUACCGGAAACGAGCUGUUUAAGAGCAUUGUGCUUCAACCGGAUCACGUGGAUAACCAAUCGAGACGUAUGGUGCAGCAAAAUGGUGGACAUUCGCCUGCCAACGGGGACAGUUUACCGUACGGAUUCCCAAUUCAGCAGUACGUGAAACGUUUCAUCCGCUUUACCUUUGCCGAGGUGUGGUUCGACGGAGUGGAUGCGAUACUUAAGCCGAACAAUGCGUCCAAACGCGUCAACAAUGCAUCCACCGGCAAUGAUGAGGAGUGGCCGCUCGAGUACCACGGCAACAAGACGGCAAUGGCGUUCGAUGCAAAUUUGCGCCUUACCAAGCAAGAUAUCCGUUGGAUAAAGAUGGUGGAUUUGAUAACCAUUUUUCGCAAAAGCUUACGACGACUUGGUUCUGCUAAAGCACAUACGGACGUUUACGUUGGGCUGGCCACACUGGAGACGAAUUUGAUUUUUCCGUUAAAGAAUUCUGUCUGUCAGCAGGGUGCAGUCAUUAGUGCGCUGAAGCGCUACCUACACACGCCUCCGAUGACGGUAGCCGACCAGGAGAUGCUGGUGGAGGUGUUAAACAUCAUCGGAAUAAUGUUGCAUCUUGGGUUUUAUUUGAUUCGCGACUGGUUGUAUACGGUGCUGGAAAUGGAGGACAAUUUCUUCCUCACAUUGUUACGCUCGGAAGAAUGCAUUGAAGCGCUGUACCGGAAGAAUGCUAACAUGCUGAGGGGCUUGUUACAGCUGUACAGUGGUUCGCAGAGCUCUAGCGAGCCUGAUCAGAAGGAUGGAAAGCGCGAGAUAACGGAUCGCAUGCCGAAACCUGUAGAACGUGCGACAAAAUGCGAAAAUGGUUGGGAUUUACGUGUGUUUAAUACCGCACUGGAGCAGUUGGAUGUGAUGCUGAAGAAGUGCGAUGUUCCACGUAUCGUUUCGUUGCUGGAGGUUCUUGAAACGAUGGCCGCCUUGCUGGAUGAUGUGCGACGGAUAGACAUUGGCGAGGUUAUUCCGAAGCUAUUGCUUUGCAUAAGGCUCGUUGGAUCGACAAGUUUCACCGGGUCCGCCAUAGUACGAUCGUGUCUGCUAGCGAUCGCACAUAUCCUAGAACGUUCCCCGGAUGAGGUGGGCGAAUUCGAGUGGAAGGCGAAACAUUUAAAAACCAUAUCGACACAGUGUGGCAAUAGCUGUACGCUGGUGCGUUCCUUUGCUUGGAAUAUUUUGGCUAAAAUUGCACGCACUCUGCCCGGUGCGGCUGCCAUCGUGAAGGAGUGUUCCUAUCUGCCCGGUGGUAUACACGCGUGCUGCAUCAGUACGAUGCUGGAUCGUAACGAAGCUUGCCUGGUGAAGGAAUCGGCCGUUGGACUGUUCGUGAAUUUGCUGUCCCACAGUGCGGACAAGGAUGGUUCGCUACAUUCGUCCGUUUUGCCGUUCGAUGGCGCGGCUAGCAUUCGACGUAACAGGUGGGUAGAUAACACCAGCAAUUCAACGAACGGGUCGGUGGAUUUGUUACUGGAACUUUUAGCAAAGCAACAGUUUUUCGAAGAGUCCGUUCGUUCACUGGAAACCUACACGUGCAUGGAGUUCCUGUUGGACGAUGACAACAAACAACAGACCGCCGUUAUCUCAGCCGACUUGGUAAAAGCAUACGCCGUACUGUACCGCUGUUUGCUCGAGCUGGAUCCGUUCGAGUUUGGUCAGCUCAUUGGGGAGAAAGGUUGCAUCCAGUGGCUGCUGGAAUGUGUCGAACAGCAGGCAAUGCUACCGAACCGGGCCGUGUGUCUGAUGGUGGCGGAAGUUUGCUUGCUGCUGUUGCGCUGCAUGGAAGAACCGACACGGGAACCGCUUUGUAUGCUGCUUGUGGGGCAUCAGAAUUUCUUCGAGAGCAUCAUUUACAUGCUCAAUCGGUGGCUGUACGGGAAGCUUACGCUGCCCGUGAUGGAGCAAACGCUGACCUGCAUUAUGCGGUUUCUGUGUGCGCUGGUAGUGACACCGAACGGCAAGCAGCACAUCCAUCUGGAGUUUGAGCAUCAGGAUGUGAAACCGAUCGCAAAGAUGAUUCAGAAUGCAAUUCUGCAUAAAUCGAAAGGCUUUCAAAUCAUGUGCCUCAAAUUCCUUAGCCUGAUGUUCCACACAUCGGACGCGAUCGCCUCGCCCACUGCCGAAUAUCCGUCCUUCCUGAUCCAAUUCGAAACGAUGGACAUGCACACCGAAAGUCCCGAAAUGUUAAAGUCCUCGCAAAUGUUUCAAGCCGAACAGUACUACGAGAUGGAAGACGACACGGAAAAUACUAAUCCUAACCGACCGCUGGCAACAACGGACACGGAGGAGAAACAAUCGAAGACGCACGACUCCAAGGACGGUACGAUGCGCAGUGGAUCAGCGUUAAUAUUUAAAGCCCUGUUGGCACGCUUUGAAUCGACCUGCAAUCGGCAGCAGCUAGAAACGGGUGGCAUCACCACUACCAACUACAAGCGAACCAUUUACUCGACACUUCAAACCAUGCUUCACUUCUCGGGCGAAGCAUGCCGAGUAGCACGGGAGCGCAAUCUGCUGGGAACCAUUCUCGAUUGGUUCGAUGCUAUCCACGAAGGAUUGAUUGGAAGGUUGACGUACCCGGAGUUUGUGCGAAAGCAUGGUGACGUGAAGAAGUUGUCGAUAAUGACGGAGCUGAAAGAGUUGGCCAGCAUACUGGGUACGUGGUUUAGUGUGCCGGGUGAACCGCUACUACUGCGCAUGGAUCAGAUCGAUCGGUUGUGCCAAACUGUGCUGCAGUAUUGGCCCUGGUUUAGCAAUCACGGUGUGCUGCAUAUGGAGUUCUUGCAGGUGUUGGCGUUCCUGACGGAAAGUCACAUAAUCGUUUGCAAAGCGCUGGCAGCAACCUUCCCGGGCUAUCCGCACAGUAUCAUGAAGUUGCUAAUUGUAACGGCCACAACGGAGACGGCAAAGGUUAAGGGUCCGAAGUAUGAUUUGCAGCUGUUGCGGGUUUCGUUGCGAGUGCUGAAGAAUUGCUGUUGCUGUCACGAGGGACGCAGUAUGAUCGGCAAGCUGAACGUGUUCGACAACAUUAGCAAGUUGCAUCCGAGUGUUACGAAGCUGCAGAAGCCAUGGAUUGAUGUGACCCAUAUGUGGCUCGAGUUUUGGGAGGUUUACACGCGUUAUGUGGAUGUGAGCGAAGUGCGUCAUCUGACUGUUCUUGGAGCACUGACGCGCAAAUCCGAUCUAGAAAUACGCCUUCUCGCAAUGGCCAUCGUACGGAAUCUCACAUUCGUCCUGGCAAACCGGCCAGCGCUGCUAGCCUCGUCCGACUAUAUGUUCAUCCUGUGGAAUGGUCUCCAGCGCACUUCCUGCCGCGGUGAGGUACUGAUGGCCGCCGUAACGGUGUGGAAAAUGAUUGCCAACAAUCAGCGAGGUAAGGCCGCCAUUAAAAGCAGCCCGCUGGUACGGUUAAUCGAGGGUCAGGUAAAACACUACUCCAUGACGCCGGAGGGGAACGAUCAAAAUGAGCUCUGGAACGUGCUUAUGACGGUGUAUCAUAUUUUGAAAGCGUAA